Molecule: messenger RNA, 432 nt
Organism: Rotaria sp. Silwood2
Lineage: Eukaryota; Metazoa; Rotifera; Eurotatoria; Philodinida; Philodinidae
Source: the annotation of a GenBank genome assembly
AUGCUUAGAACAUCUGAUAUAAUGUACUAUAAUAAUCAACCGAACAAUAUUUAUACUCAGCCGAACAAUAUUUAUACUCAGCCGAACAAUAUUUAUACUCAGCCGAACAAUGCUUAUACUCAGCCGAACAAUGCUUAUUAUGUAUCAUCAGGACAAUUUGAUCAACUACAGGGACAAGUUAAUGAUGUUACACAAAUAAUGAGAAAUAAUAUACAAUUAGGAAUACAACGUGGUGCAAAUCUUGAUGAUCUUCAAAUAAAAGCAGAGGAUCUGAAUAACUACUCUCAACAAUUUGCUUUUACUGCACAUGAAGUUCAUAAAAAAUAUUGGUGGCAAAAUGUUUAUAUGUGGAUUCUUUUGAUUGUUGUUAUCAUUAUAAUCCUUAUUCUCGUAAUUGCCCUUCCUAUUCUUGCGUCACAGCAUAAAAUUUAA